UGAAAAAUCUAACUCAGAUCGUUUUAGGCACACUUUCUACUUUCUUAAUUUCUACAUCAAGCAAUUCAAGGGAGCUGUCUUCUUCUUCUUCCUCUCUUUCUCUCUGGAUUCAUUUCACAGAUUUCUAAUCUGUCACUGCCUUUUGGGUUUCCAUCACCAAGAACUUUGUGUCUUUUUACUGCAACUUCAAUACAAAUCUAUGCUUUAUCGAUAAAAAAAAAAAAAAAAAAAAAAAAAGCUUGCUUCUUUCAUGGGUAUUUGAGCUUUUACACUUCUGGGUUUUAAUCAAAGUGUGAAUCUUGAUCAGAUUUGAUCUGGGUUUUCUUUGAUUCUGCCAUUUGUGGCGGUUUUAUUCUGGUUCUUGGAGAGUGGUAUGAGAAAUUGAUAGGUGGGUUUUUGCUGGAUUGGAACGUUCAUCAAUGGCGGCAGGUCAAGAUUUGAUUGAGCUGAAAUUCAGGCUAUUUGAUGGGACCGACAUAGGACCUCAGAAGUAUAGCCCAUCUACCACUGUACAAUCACUCAAGGAGAAAAUACUUGCACAAUGGCCUAAAGAGAAAGAAAAUGGUCCAAGGACAAUAAAUGAUUUGAAGCUUAUUAAUGCGGGAAAGAUACUGGAAAACAACAGGACACUUGCUGAUUCCAGAAAUCCAGUUGGUGAACUCCCUGGAAGUCUCAUCACUAUGCACGUGGUUGUGCGCCCUCCUAUUGCAGACAAAAAGAAUGAUAAAUUGAUGAAUGAUUCUCCAGAGCAGCCUCGAUGUUCAUGUUCAAUAUUGUAGCUUCUGGUAACAAGCUUCGUGGAGCUCCUGCAGUCUGUUAUUGUUUUCCGUGUCUUCUCAUGUGUUGCUGAUGGGAUGCAGUUCAAAUCUCAGUUACCGGGCGGUCAGAAGUAGCAUCAAGAAAUUCAUGGAUUCAUCAGACUUUUGUUACUUUGAAUCUUAUCGUGUCCGUAUGUAAAACGCGUUAUAGUUCGUUAUUGCAUGUGAUUUGUUACUGAGAAAAGGACCAUAUUGACGCAUUAGGAGCUUCUUCUGUUUUUCUGGCAUCAAUGAAUACAAGUGUAAAAGAAAAAAAAGCAAACGAACAUAUUGAUUUGAUUGAUUCGCGAGCUUAUUGUAAAGCAGAAUUUGUUUUCUAUUGGUUCAAGAGCAUUUUUCAUUCACCUGUA
Messenger RNA from Malus domestica (apple), 1168 nucleotides. RefSeq names its product membrane-anchored ubiquitin-fold protein 3. Gene Ontology annotation, molecular function: protein binding. Lineage: Eukaryota; Viridiplantae; Streptophyta; Magnoliopsida; Rosales; Rosaceae. The record is from RefSeq and is a predicted model, not a curated record.